Molecule: messenger RNA, 7630 nt
Organism: Nasonia vitripennis (jewel wasp)
Lineage: Eukaryota; Metazoa; Arthropoda; Insecta; Hymenoptera; Pteromalidae
Gene: app
Product: palmitoyltransferase app
Exons: 10
Coding region: 2828-4900 (690 amino acids)
Biological process (GO): peptidyl-L-cysteine S-palmitoylation; protein targeting to membrane
Cellular component (GO): endoplasmic reticulum; Golgi apparatus
Molecular function (GO): protein-cysteine S-palmitoyltransferase activity
Source: RefSeq, a predicted model, not a curated record
ACUGCAUUGCGUCGUGCGACCUGAUUCCGAGCGAGAGCCCGCCGACGACGCGAUAUAACGCGCCCAACCCCGCGAUCUGAGCAUCUCUAUAUAACGUUAUAAAUAAUCAAUUUCGCUGCUCUUGUGUGUCGGUAUAGCGUCGACGUGGGAUUGGAUCGUUUGGCGAGCUACUGAAGCGAUGACCCGCGGUUUUUGUUGGGGCUGACCAAAAGUUUAUUUGUUGAUCGAUCGAUUGAGCUGGGCUGAGGUGAUUUGUUUUUGGAAUAUUUUUAAUUACGUAUAAUUCAAGCGUAUCAAGAAUCGAGACAUCGACAAUAAUGAUCAGCGCCGAAUCGAUACUUCUUAACAACGCAGAAAUGCGUGGAAAAAUCAUUAGCCGCCGUUAAUAGCAUGAGAUAUAAUUGAAAAAGGAUCAAUCCCCGAUAAAUUGCAGCCCACUUAAAAUCACAUCCAUUUAACAUGCUCGACGCUUAGCUUAUUCUUCCGUCGUUAUAUACGACAUACACGUACAUAUGCGCCAAACUCAGUUGACCCGCAUCUCCAGGGACUUUUUUUUUAUCGCUAAUCCAGUAGAAUAUACUGCAGCCAUCAGCUAAAUGCAUUUUUCUUGCAUACUCUCUCUCUCUCUCUCUCCCUCUCUCUCUCUCUCUCUCUCUCUCUCUCUCUCUCUCUCUCAUUCUCCGUUCUUCGUCGCGAACACACCCCGUGCAUAGCUCACGUUUAUAGAUCGCCGCAGCCCCGAUACGCCACACAGCAUCGACCGCAGCGAUUUUCGAAGCCUCCCUCUCUUCUCUCGGCUCUCUCACACACAGAGCUAAUCGAAACCUCGUGUACUAUAACUAUAGGAAAUAUUUUUUUCUCAAACGAGAAUGAGCGAACAAUUCGAAUCUCUUCAAAACUGACAUUUAUCGAUGCGUUACACAAGAACGAAACUGUAGGUAGCAUUCGAUAUUGUAGACGUUACGUAUGUUAGAAGCGUUCGAUCGUCGACGCGCGGGCUCAAGUCGCGUAUGCAGCCCGCGCGUCAUCGAUCCAGGGCUUAUUAAUAUCGAGAUUCGUGCACUCGCGCGCGCGCAGCCCCCUUUUUGCGUGUCGCAUGUGUCCAGCCGCUUACAAAACGACUGCAUAACGUGUGUGCGUGCAUUCGGUGCAUUCGGUGCAUUCGGUGAUAAAAUUUAUGAACGAGCUACUGAGUUGAAUAUUUUAAGAAUAAUACUUUAUCUGGUACAUUACAGGACAAACUUCUUUUGGAAAAAUUCAAACAGUUUCCUCGUCCGUCCGUUUUGACGUCACUGCUUUAGCGGGAAAGAUGAUAAUUGCGGCGCGUGACGAGAAUUUCACGUGCUGAUCUUGCACUUGUCGUACUUUCGAAUAUAAAUGAUCAGAAAUUGGCGAGUGCCACCAUCCAGCGAAAACUCAAACGUUCCCGCCAAACCGAUCACGUGCUUGGCUGGAGAAUAUGUCACGAGUCACGACGUCACGUGUUGCGCAGUGCGCGCCGCGCGCAUCUCCUCCCGUAACCUCAAAAUUCUGCCAUCAGCUGGCGCUUCGCGACACUAUACUUCGCGGUCUUCAACGCACACAGAUCGAGCUGCUUAUAAUUACAACAACUCCGAACUCGUCCCAUCAGCGCACACCUACCGCUACGGCUCGCGGAGCACAGUCCUCGACUCCGCGUCCACGUGAGCGUGUGUGGACGGCCACUUGUGUUGGUCACUCACCUCUGAUCUCUCCCAGUAGUCUCAGUCUCUCUCCAUCAGACACAGCAGCCUAGUCUCUCGCAUAUACUCAUCCGCGCGUAUACAGCAGUGUGUAAAUACGAGCAUCGGUGUGUAUGUGUCAGGUGUCUGUGUGCACGCAUCGCGCGGCGGAGAGAAAGAUUUCUCGCGGAGUAGCGACGAGUAGAAAAAGAGAGAGAGAGAGAGAGCAGUCGCGGACUGCUCGCGUUGCGCGAGUUGUCAAGUGUGUCGUCUGGAACUGCUGUACAUUAUAGCGCUGGUGCAGCCUAUAGCAGCAGCGCCUACUCAUCAUCCUCAGUUCGUCGUCAGCGUCAAUAGCGAGACAAUAAAGGCCGUACCUCGCUCGCCUCGAACAUGACCGUGUAGCGCGCGCAGCAACGCCACGGGGAAUUCAAGGAAUGACUCGCGGAAGCGCACCACUGCAGCAGCAGCGUUGAGCAAGUCCUCUCGUCAAUCUCCGCCUCCUUCUUUCCCUCUAUUUUCGUUCUCCUGCACCGUCUCUCUAUACUCUGCAGUCCGAGAGAGACCACACGACGAAACGAAGAGAAGGCUGCAGCAGAUAAGGCGUCGUCGAUAGUGAACACCGGCGAGGCGACUAACUCUCUCUCUCUCUCUCUAGCUCAAGGAAAUACCCGUAGCAUAAAAGCCUCAAUGAGGGCCGAACGCCACUGCCGCUUGACCCAGUUCUUCCAGUGAGUUGUGCGCGCGCGACCAUGGAUUUUCGGGCAGUGCCUCCCGGUGCUGCUGCCCUGGGCGCCUGGAACUGUCAGCUGCAGCGAUAGUGCCCCCGCACAGCCGAUUUCCCGCUGCGCCGAAGAAGAAGCUCCUUCGACCACCCUAUACUAGUGUAGUCAUCCCAGGCGGCUAUCCCUGACCGCGGUGAUGAUGUCGAAGUCCAGGGGGACUAGGUUAAGUUGACACCACGGACGCGGAAAGAGCGAGAGAGCAAAAGGCCACGGCAUACCCGAGGAAGAGCGCACAAACGCCUGCAAGAGGCUCCCGAGGAGAGAGAGAGAGAGAGAGAGCAAUAACAGCGAAUGUUGGAUAUAGAUAUACAUGAUCUAGUAAAAAUAAAUAACUAGUUAAAAAUGCCAAGAAUCACUAGGAAGUGGGAACUGUUCCCAGGCAGAAAUCGCUUCUGCUGUGAUGGAAGAGUGAUGAUGGCACCCCAAACCGGUGUGUUUUAUGUUACAGUCUGCUUGAUUGCUGGAACAAGUGGACUAUUUUUUGCAUUUGACUGUCCAUUUUUAGCAGAAAACAUAACGCCUGCAAUACCAGUCAUAGGUGGUUUGUUGUUUAUCUUUGUAAUGUCCGCUCUAUUUCGGACCAGUUUUAGUGAUCCUGGUGUGAUACCUCGCGCAACGCCUGAUGAAGCAGCAUACAUCGAAAAACAAAUAGAAGUGCCAAAUAAUGGUAAUUCACCAACCUACAGACCACCUCCAAGGACAAAAGAGGUAUUGGUCAGGGGGCAACCAGUAAAGUUAAAAUACUGCUUCACAUGUAAAAUAUUUAGACCUCCAAGGGCAUCACACUGUAGUUUGUGUGAUAAUUGUGUAGAAAGAUUCGACCACCAUUGUCCAUGGGUAGGAAAUUGCGUAGGGCGUAGAAAUUAUCGCUACUUCUAUGCAUUUAUAGUGUCUUUAGCAUUUUUAUGCGUUUUUAUAUUUGCGUGCGCAGUAACGCAUCUGAUAAUGUUAACAAGAGAUAAUAAGCCUUUCUUAGAAGCUGUAAGAUUGUCUCCAGGUAGCGUAGUCGUUGGCGUUGUAUGUUUCUUUUCUGUUUGGAGCAUUUUAGGAUUGGCUGGAUUUCAUACAUACCUCACAACAAGUAAUCAAACCACUAAUGAAGAUAUUAAAGGUUCCUUUACGAGUAAAAGAGGACAAGAAAGCUUUAACCCAUAUAGUCAAGGAAACAUUUGCGGAAAUUGUUUCUAUGUACUUUGUGGCCCAGCACCUCCCAGCCUUAUAGAUCGAAGAGGCGUCGUUACGCCUGAGUACCGCGCUGAACAAGAGAGAGUCAGUGAGGAUUGUGUAAUAACCAAUAAUAAGACUUAUGGAACUGUGAAACUCGUACAACCACAGUCCAAUGGAGUGGCAUUACCAGUGAGCGGUGAUCUCACGGGUUCCACGAACAACCUUGUGUCCAACCAGCAGCAGCAGACUCAGCAACAGCAGCAGGCACAGCCACAGCAGCAGCAUUCCCCGCACCUUGAAUCCAUAAACGGUGAGUCAGGCGCUUCGGCUUCAACCGCGAGCGCUCAUCACUUACCUCGCUACCUCGACGACCUGCCCUCCUACUCUUGCCAAUAUUCGGCCGACGCGUACGUGCCCCUCAAGUACAGCUCCACCCGUUCUUGCGCCGAUUCGCCUUGGGACCAGCGCCCGGGCUCGCUUAGGUCUCCGCGUGACUAUCACCAUCAACAGCCGCCAGCGCCACCACCGCCUCCGCCUACUCAAAAACCCUCGUACCGCUGCGAGGAGAACCUGCAGAGGUACCCGCAACGCUGCCGCGAGGAAUAUUAUCACCGCUGCUCGGAGAGCAAUCUGCUCGCGGAACGCUACGCCGAGACCCAACACAAGUACUGGUCGGACGUGCACAAGUACCUGCAGCGUUACUCCGAGGAACCGCUCAACAAGAGCAUCGACGAGGCGGAGUUGGGCAAGCCUGUCGGCUACCCCGUGACCUCGAGCGCUACGACGGACUUACAGAAGUUUCCGCAGUGCUACUCGGAGGAUCCGCUGCGUGUAAGCGUGCCCAGUAGUGGGGCGCACUCGCAGCGGAGCCUAAAAUACGCGGCCGGACUACGCUGUCCCGAGCCGUACACUGGCAGGAGCAGCUUCAAGUACCCCAAGUCGUCUGGUGGUUUUCUCGGAAAUCGUAUUCUCAGCCCUGGUGGGUUGCCGAUGAUAGGGCAUACCGCAAUCGAUCUCGUCGUCAACAAAUUCGGUUCGAAUUCGCUGGACCACCAUCACCAGCUGCACAGAGCUGGUAGUGGCAGCGAGCACCAUCAUUUUGCGCAUCAUCCCUACGUCGAACAGAGUACGUUCUGUCCUUGCGAAACUGGGAGUAGCGCGGGCUUGGAAAGAGAUGAGGAGGAAUAUCUGGAAGGACGGUACAUGAUGAACACCUCGAUGACUGAUAGCGACCCCGAGGCUAUGUAAAUCGGCUCUGAGUUUACGGGCAUUUUAUUAGGUUUUUCAAUGGUGUCUAUUUCAUUAGCUUUGAGAUCAUGAGCGGAGUAACGUCGUCUUUGACAACGAUGACCUUUGAUUGUGGGAAACGACAUUUUUUAGAUUAGCUUUAUAAAGCUGACACCACAUUUGUACUUAAAAUUAUGUCCGAAAAAAGACACAGACUGAUUUUACUUGCAAAACGAGGUUAUCGCUGUCGAGUCUUGUCUAAUCAUCACUCUCGAAUUGAUUCUUCGAAAAUUCAAGUGAAAGAUACCGAUGAAAACGUAGAAUAGCUUUGAUUACCCCCUUAAAAGGACGAAAAUUGACAAAAUUUCGUAUAAUAAAUUAGCGGUACUUGGAUGUAAGUUUUCACAUUGAUUUUAACGUAUAAGUGAAAUUGUUUCCUAUGUAUCUCGUUACGAUCAAGGAGGAGCAGUGACUAUUGCAAGCCUUCGUAGCCGCGAUCUUGACGGUAGAAAAGUAAAAUUUUGAUAUAAAAAUUUUAACAUCGAAAUUGAUAAGUCCAUACUAUACACGCUAAGCUAGUAACUUUUGAAGUAAGCUUGCACGAUCGUAUAUUAUAAAUCUAAGAUUAGAUAAAGCACAUUAUAGUGCAAGAUCUAGCGACGUUUCCUUUUCUCGAACAAUUGAUUUAAAAUAUUUUACACAGUAUAAAUAAAAUAUAAAAAAUAAGGUUUAGAAAAAUUAGUUUCUAAGAAUAUUACGCAACUCAAAGUAAAAAUUUGCUAGUCAAUGCAUUUAAUACGGUAAAGGCAUUCUGUUCCUCCUUGAAAAGUUCUAUUUAAGUAUAUCAAUAAAAAUAUCAAAGAGCUGAUAUUAACAAUAUACAAUCUCAUAAAACAUUUUACGUUAAUGUGCAAAAAGUUAAGAAUCCACGUACAUUAAUUCCAGUCUGCAUGACUAAAUGUUUCAUCCAUAUUGGGGCAUUGCAUUUGUCAUCCUUAUAAAUAUUCCGAUCAAUCAUUGCAGUCACAACACAAUCGUUAAUUUGCUAUAUGUCUGAACGUACAUGCGAAAAUUCCGUAGUGUAUGCAUACACUUGUUAGACGAUUAUGUAUGAUUAUACGUAAUUUUUUCUGGGGCAUCCGCGAUUAAAGUAAAAAUCUCAAUAAGUGAUCCUCUUAUAAGGUUAGCGGCAAAUGUACUUUUUCAUCGUUAACGAACCGUAGUUAAUCUAUGUAUACUCUACGAAUGUUCCGUGUAUAUCGUAUUAUAUAUAUCAUUGUUAUCAAUUGCGUGAAGUUUUUUAUAUAGAUUCGUCUGUUUGUAUAAAAGAGACUUAAAAGAGAUAAACCGAAGCUGCGAAUAUCGUAUAAUAAUGCAGUGUUAAACUUGAAUAUGAAAUACGGAUUUUUUUCUAAUCGCAUCACAGCAUAUGAGUAUCCUCGCUGAGCAUUGUUGGCCUUAUCUGUUAUAGACAAAGCUACUUAAAAUUGAUUUAAUAUUUGUAGAGGAAUUAUUUUUUAAGGUAUACACCUGUGAUUAAAAAAAAUGUUUACUGAACAAAAAAAUUAAGAUUUGCGAAUUUGAGAUUUUUAAGACAAUAACUUUGUUUAACGUUUUCAAUCUUGCACCAAUUUUUAUUUUUUAAUGUUAUGCAAAUUAGCAUGAACAAUAUGACUCUCUCGAUAUAUAAAAAAUCUUUAGCACAUCUUAUACUGUGUAACGAAAUUUUCAUAGGUGUAUAUUCUUGGCUAUUUUUUACUCUAUCCAAACAUAUUUAAUCUUUUUACGUAGAUGAAAAUGAUUAAUUAAACAGCAGUAAUUUUAUCUUGCAUUCUACUUCUCAUGCUUGUUGAUCUCAAAACAUCUUCUAUUAACUAUUCUAUCAUAAAUAAUAAUCAAUAGACACUCGAGAGGUAUAAAAUCAAUAACUUAAAAAGUACUUAAGCUAAUAGAGUAGAAGAUAUAUUAGAUGAAGCAAUUUAAAAAAAAAUCGUCAUGACUCAAUAAAUCUUGUUUCUCUGUUGCUUAUAAUUACGUCCGAUAAAUGAGGGCUCGGUGAGCAUACAGUCCGGUAGCACGACGAACAGCGUGAGCCAUUUGGUGGCAAACGAGGUACCCAUGGCCUCACUGAGCCUAGCCCCGAUUGACAUUGACGAGAUAGCACCAUUACCAGCACCUCCCACUGCUCUUCAUCCGGGCUCCUCCGUACUCUCGUCUAUGGAAGCCGGCUCAGUAGGCCUCCCACCUGUGGCCACUGUCACAACGCCACUCUCGGCAUCGCGACUCAGGCUGCUCCAAGACACCACUAUGAUCGAGUCCGCUCUCGACCUCGACUCGCUCGAAGAGGCCAGUGUCGGCCGCGGAAGUCAGGCUGGACUCAUCAAGAUGGGUGCCAUCUGAGCUGCUCACGGAGGAGGCCGGUGCCAGAGAUAAAUAGAUUAUUUACCUCCCUUUCUUUCUUUCCUUUUUUUGCUGAUUUUUGUACGAUGUACUACAAGACGUUUAUAUUGCGCGUGCCUUGGUUGCAAGAUUUCAUUAGACGCGAUUCAUUCCAAUUUUCUGUCGGAAAGGAAAUUGUUUCCGGCAAACUGUUGCAUUUACAAGGACGAUGCGGGGUAAGAAUGUGUGCUUUAUUAUCUGUAGAAAACGUUAUAUUUUCGUGCCACAUCGUGCAAACGAUAUCAGGCAUUGUGCAAACUUUAAACUCUCCGCAAGAUGCAAUCGUGUUCAAUGAAAUCUUCUGAUUAGGAA